Molecule: messenger RNA, 1771 nt
Organism: Culex pipiens pallens (northern house mosquito)
Lineage: Eukaryota; Metazoa; Arthropoda; Insecta; Diptera; Culicidae
Gene: Pal1
Product: peptidyl-alpha-hydroxyglycine alpha-amidating lyase 1
Exons: 4
Coding region: 258-1649 (463 amino acids)
Biological process (GO): peptide metabolic process
Cellular component (GO): membrane; extracellular region
Molecular function (GO): protein binding; catalytic activity
Source: RefSeq, a predicted model, not a curated record
CGUAGUGCACACCUCCGACGACAACGACGAUCACAACUCUCGCGCAGCGAUGAAUCGUCCCAGGGUGUGAUAACGGCACUCUCGUUUUAGCUUCACAGCCGCGCGCGUACUGCUUAUCAGUCAGCCUUGCGAAAAAACAUACAUUUUUCGAUAAUAUCGAUUCAGCUGUUUGGUUUGGUAUAGUUGGUUGAGCGUGUGUCGAGCGGAAUUUCGCAUUUGCAUUUUACGUGGCGAUUUAAUAUGCUGACGACGGGAAGAUGGUCGGAAUCGUCAUCAACAGGUUGUGGGCGCUGUGCUGUGCGGCGGUGGCGCUGACGAUCUUCGUCCCGAUCGUGCGUACGCAACAGCCAUUAGCAGGUGGUGAAGCGGCGCUAAACUCGACCGAGAUCAACCAUCGGAACGCUGACUACGAGUACGAGUACGACGCGGAGUGGCCUCGGUUGAACAGGACGCUGGGUUCGGUGUCUGCGGUGGCGUUCGAUCCCAGUGGGAAUGUGGUCAUCUUUCAUCGAGGCAGGCACGUGUGGAACCUGCUGAGCUUCGAUCAGCAGAAUCGGUACCUGCAGGAGAAGGAUGGUCCGAUCGGGGAGUCGACGCUGUUGAUCUUCCACAACGAAAGUGGUGCACUAGUUGGAGAGUGGGGUGCUAAUUUAUUCUUUAUGCCGCACGGUCUCACGAUCGACCGGAACAACAGCUACUGGAUCACGGACGUCGCGUUGCACCAGGUGUUCAAGUUUGACCUGACGGUGUCCUCGACGAACCCGGUCAUGACGCUGGGAGUUCGGUUCGAGCCGGGCAAAGAUCACGAGCACUUUUGCAAGCCGACUUCGGUGGCCGUCCUGGAGAAUGGAGACUUCUUCGUAGCGGACGGAUACUGCAACGGUCGCGUCAACAAAUACUCCGCCGAUGGUCGGUUGAUCCUGAGCUGGGGCAAGAACUCGUUCGUCCUUACGAGGACCUUCAUGCUUCCAGCCGGUCCCAUCCCGGUCAACUUCUUCGCCAUCCCGCACGCGCUCACGUACGCCGCCGACAAAAAUCUUAUCUGCGUAGCGGAUCGUGAACAAGGUCGCGUUCAGUGCUUCAACGCCAACAACGGAGCGUUCCACUCGAUGUACGAGAGUCCACGAAUCGGAAGUCGACUCUUCAGCGUAAAGUACAUCCCACGGGACGGUGGCCUACUUUACGUGGUCAACGGACCUCAGUUCACCACCGCGGAACCGGUCAACGGACUGGUAAUGUCCAUGACAUCAAAGGAAAUCGUAGGCCGCUUCUUCCCGGAGCACGCCUUCAGCAAUCCGCACGAACUGGCCGUCAGCGACGAUGGCGGUCAGGUUUACGUCGCCGAACUGAACCCUCACAAGGUGCACAAGUUCAAGCGGAAAUCCGGCCUCCCGGAGAACCCAACGCCAAUAAUACUCGAUCCCGCCGAAUCCAAGGUCGAGACAUUUCCACCGUCGGAUCAACCGGUGCUGUACACCGGAGCGCUGACGACGAUCCCGAUUGUGGUCAGCUUGGUGGGCAUCGGAUGUAUGGUGGUUUGCCUCUUCCGGACGUUCUGCGUCAAAUCGCGAGGUGGCCGCCGACAACGGUUCUCUACGCCCAGCGAGAACAUUUCACUGCGCGAGAUGGGCGAGGAUCGGGAAGCAUGACGAUAUUUAUAAACGAAACAUUCCGUUAAGUGACAGUUAACUACGCUGUGAUUGUAAAAACUACUUAAAGCUUUGAAAAGACUAAAAUUCUAAAAUAAAUUGACCUAUUACAUUAAAAGCUU